CCAGUAGUGUAGUCUUAAUAGCUGUGCAAUUUUUCAAGCUAUAUUGUUUUUUCAAUUUAUUUUUGUGAAAGUAGUUUUAAAAUUUUAUCUUUAUCUUCUUUUAAAAGGCAGACAGAGGGAAUUAGAUGAGGCUCUGGUGAACAUGGUGGUAAAGGAUUUGCAGCCCUUCACCAUCGUGGAGGAUGAGGGUUUCAUGGCCUUUGUGAACAAACUUGAUCCAAGCUAUGUCCUCCCAUCCCGGAAGGCGCUGAAAACAAUGGUCACUGAAAGGUACAACAACACUAAGGAAAAGACAAUGGAGGACCUAAAAAAGGCAGAUUUUGUUAGCCUUACAGCUGACAUGUGGUCUUCAAUUAAUAUGGAUGGAUACCUUGGUGUAACUUGCCACUACAUAACACCAGAGGCAAAGUUGGCAACUGUUGUACUAGGUGUAAGGAGGUUUUACCAAACCCACACAGCACAGCAUCUCAUGGAGGCUAAAGCUUUGCUAAUGGCUGAGUGGGGAAUAACCUCCAAAGUUCAGUGUAUGGUGACUGACAAUGCAUCCAACAUGAUCCUAAGUGCCCAGCUGCUCAACCUUCGGCAUGUCCCAUGUUUUGCCCAUAAUUUAAAUUUAAUUGUGAAAAAGGCCCUAGAUCAAACCCCAGUCAUCAAUGAAAUACGGCAGAAAGCCAGAAAGAUAGUCGGGUUGUUUAGAUCCAGCUGCAAAGCAAAGGACAAGCUUGUGGAGAUGCAGGGCUUGAUGGGCAGACCAACUCUGAAACUGGUACAGGAGGUUGAGACGAGAUGGAACAGCACUUUUGACAUGCUGCAACGCUUGUAUGAGCAACGAGAGCCAGUGGGUGCUACAUUUCCAAUUUAAACAGUGAUACUGCAUACUUUGAGUAUGACAUUAUUCAAGAAUCAUUGUCACUACUGCAACCGUUUAAACUAGCAACAACAGAGAUGUCAGAGGAACAGAGAGUGUCUGCUUCAAAACUUAUACCACUUUACAGGAUGUUGCAGCACAAGCUUGCACAGAAAAAGGGACAUGCAGCGCAGGAAUCAACUGUACAAUUAGGCACACACUUGCAAGAAGGUCUGCACUCCAGAUGUGGGGGGUAUGAGUCAUUUAGAUCAUUGGCAGUGGCUACACUGCUGGACCCAAGGUUCAAAAAUGUGGCUUUUGGUAAUCCUGCCAAAGCCCAGGAGGCUGAAAAGCACAUUACCCUGGAGUGUGCUUCACUGAUGCGUUCAAACACAGCAACUCCUGAGCCACAGUCAACAUCAGGCCCAUCAUCAUCAACACAGUCAACAUCAGGCCCAUCAUCAUCAUCAUCAUCAUCAACACCAGCAGAAACCCAGGACAGUUUAUGGGAACUUUUUGAUAACCGUAUCCGUGAAACCCAGGCGAUACACAGUGCUACAGCUGAUGCUACAGUUGAAGUGAAAAAGUACCUCAAAGAUGUAUUUUUGCCCAGAACUCAUGAUCCUCUAAGUUACUGGAAAGAGAGAGCUGUAAUUUUCCCUAAUUUAUAUGUCCUUGCUAAAAAAUAUCUGUGUAUGCCAGCAACAAGUGUCCCUUGUGAGAGGAUUUUUUCAAAGGCUGGAGAAAUUAUAUGUAAAAAAAGAAGUAGGCUAAGUCCUUCCACAGCAGAGCAAUUAAUAUUCUUGAAUAAAAAUCUGUAAAAAUGUGAGACCAUUGUGGCUUGAUUUGUUUUAUUAUUCUUCAUUUUUCAUGACCAAAAUAACCUAGUUAUUCACAGUGAGGAGGGUUACAUAACCAACAUCAGUUGUCAG
Megalobrama amblycephala (Wuchang bream) is the source of this 1779-nucleotide messenger RNA. Its product is annotated as zinc finger BED domain-containing protein 4-like. Gene Ontology annotation, molecular function: protein dimerization activity. The record is from RefSeq and is a predicted model, not a curated record. Lineage: Eukaryota; Metazoa; Chordata; Actinopteri; Cypriniformes; Xenocyprididae. The transcript has 3 exons. Bases 946 to 1668 code for a protein of 240 amino acids.